UAUUUUCACUGUACAGUUAGUUCUUUUGAAGCGUUGCUCUAAGGAGUAUUCAGCGGGCAUCAUGGCGAAUAUGGAGUUGGAUGAUUUCGGGCCCUCACGCAGGUUUUCACUACUGCAGUUGCGAAUUAAAGUCUCGGGAACCCAGCUGCCAUCAGAGCAGUGGGGAUAAUUCUGGACAUGGCGUUUUGUUUUUCGUUUUCCCGUCUUUUUGCUUUCUGCCUACCUACCUACCUACCUGCCCACUAACGACUUACGACCGGAUGGAUAUUGUGACUUUUUGAACUUUGCGCCGUUUCAAUCUUGUACACUGGUUUGUUAAUACUAUUCGAAGCAGCAACUGUA
Molecule: messenger RNA, 342 nt
Organism: Aspergillus piperis CBS 112811
Lineage: Eukaryota; Fungi; Ascomycota; Eurotiomycetes; Eurotiales; Aspergillaceae
Exons: 2
Coding region: 81-281 (66 amino acids)
Source: RefSeq, a predicted model, not a curated record